GUGGCAGGGUCAGGGAACUGGGUACCAAAGGAGCAGGGAUGCAGAACAGAAACAGUCUGGUUCUCUGUGCCCUUGCCCUCCUGAUGGGCUUCCUGAUGAUCUGCCUGGGGGCCUUCUUCAUUUCCUCAGGCUCAAUAUUCGACUGUCCUGGGAACCUGAUCCUGCCUCUGGGGUUUGUGAUCCUUCUGAGUGGAAUUUUCUGGAGCACCUACCGCCAGGCGAGUGAAAGCAAUAGGGUGUUCGGCCAUGUGCUCAGACAACACCUUGCUCAGGGGGCCCUGCCCCUGGCCACAGUGGACAGGCCAGAUUUUUACCCUCCUGCUUAUGAAGAGAGUCUUCAUGCUGAAAAGCAAACCUGUCCUGCAGAGGGAGAGGCCUCGGACGUUCCUCCACCUCUGUACACAGAGAUGGGCCUUGAAUUUGAGGAUGAAAAUGAUGCCCACCCAGAGGCUCCACCAGCCUACGAAAGGUCCGUGACAGACGGGGCGGCGGCAGCAACGCCAUCGCAGGGUGCUGAGAGGCAAAGCCCGGAGUGCUAAAGCAGGGGAAGCUCUCCAGCACUCAUGACACACCCUCAUGGGAUACAGCUGCUAAUAAUAAACACAGGCAAGGGACUGUGGGAGGAAAAGCCAUAUCAGUGACCCCGCAUGAGAGAACGCUCGCUGAGGGGAUGCUGUGUGUGACAGCAAUGCAAGCCCACAGAUGUGCUUGGCCUGCAAGUGCAGGGUGGGGGCCCUGGAAGGCUACAGUCAGCACCAAGCAAACGUUUCAAAGGAUUCGCACUAAUCCCAACCCAGGUGAGCCUUUGGACCACAGAAGUGUUGUCAUGAGAGCUCUGCUCCAAAGAGGGGCUCUCUGUUCUCACUCAACUCCCCUCCCAUCACCUCUGCCCCCAACAGGGAGGAAUAGAUGCUGCUCUAUUCAUGUGCCUUCAGGUCUAUGUUACCUAAUAAUCACAAAGGGAAAGUACGCUGGAAAUGAAGGGUCACUGUCAUUUAAUUUGAGGGUUGCUUAGUGUGUUGUUGGCUGGUUUCAUAGUUAUCUCCGAUUACUGUACAACCAGAGUGACACAGUAAUUUACAUUGUGGGAGAUUGGCCCUUGGAACCCCUACAUAUUAGUUUGUAUUAUCUUAUUUU
Molecule: messenger RNA, 1137 nt
Organism: Ceratotherium simum simum (southern white rhinoceros)
Lineage: Eukaryota; Metazoa; Chordata; Mammalia; Perissodactyla; Rhinocerotidae
Gene: TMEM252
Product: transmembrane protein 252
Source: RefSeq, a predicted model, not a curated record